Molecule: messenger RNA, 1756 nt
Organism: Cygnus olor (mute swan)
Lineage: Eukaryota; Metazoa; Chordata; Aves; Anseriformes; Anatidae
Gene: CLK3
Product: CDC like kinase 3
Exons: 13
Coding region: 80-1552 (490 amino acids)
Biological process (GO): protein phosphorylation
Molecular function (GO): protein kinase activity; ATP binding
Source: RefSeq, a predicted model, not a curated record
GAAGCGGAAGCGCGCGGAGGGCUGCGGGGGGCCGGGCCGGGCCGGGCCGUACCCGGGGGCGCUGCGGGGCCCGGCGGCGAUGCAUCACUGCAGGCGGUACCGGUCCCCGGAGCAGGAGCCCUGCUGGGGCCAGCGGUGGAAGCGGCGGCGGUCCCGGAGCAGGGCCCCCGAGGGCAGGCUGCGCUGCCCGCCCCGCAGGGACCCGGCCAGGAGGUCGCGAUCCAGAAGCCGGGACAGGACGCCGCACCGCAGGAGGUACCGGGACAGGCGGGACAGUGACGCCUGCAGGUUCGAGGAGCGGAGCCCGUCCUGCGGGGAGGACUGCUGCCCGCCCCGCGCGCGGAACUGCCGGCGCUCCCGGGGCCGGGAGCAGCACCGCGCCAAGCAGCACCAGCACCGCUGCCGGAAGCGCAGGACCAGGUCUUGUAGCAGCGCCUCCUCGAGAAGCCAGCAGAGCAGUAAGCGCAGCAGGAGCGUGGAAGAUGACAAGGAAGGCCACCUGGUGUGCAGGACCGGCGAUUGGCUUCAAGAGCGAUAUGAAAUCGUCGGCAGCCUCGGCGAAGGCACUUUCGGCAAAGUUGUGGAGUGCGUCGACCACGCCAGAGGCAAAUCCCAGGUGGCACUGAAAAUCAUAAAAAAUGUUGGGAAGUACCGAGAAGCAGCCAGGCUGGAAAUUAACGUCCUGAAGAAAAUCAAGGAGAAGGACAAGGAGAACAAAUUCUUGUGUGUCCUGAUGUCGGACUGGUUCAAUUUCCACGGCCACAUGUGCAUCGCCUUUGAGCUUCUCGGCAAGAACACUUUUGAGUUCCUGAAAGAGAAUAAUUUCCAGCCAUACCCUCUCCCUCAGAUCCGGCACAUGGCCUACCAGCUCUGCCAUGCCUUGAGAUUUCUACACGACAACCAGCUGACUCACACUGACCUCAAGCCAGAAAACAUCUUGUUUGUCAACUCCGACUUUGACACUCUGUACAACGAGAAAAAGAGCUGCGAGGAGAAGUCCAUCCGGAACACGAGCAUCCGCGUGGCCGACUUCGGAAGCGCCACCUUCGACCACGAGCACCACACCACGAUCGUGGCCACCCGGCACUACCGUCCCCCCGAAGUGAUUCUCGAGCUGGGCUGGGCACAGCCGUGUGAUGUCUGGAGUACCGGCUGCAUCUUGUUUGAGUACUACCGAGGCUUCACGCUCUUCCAGACCCAUGAGAACCGUGAGCAUCUGGUCAUGAUGGAGAAAAUCCUUGGGCCCCUUCCCCCUCACAUGAUCCACAGAACGCGGAAGCAGAAAUACUUCCACAAUGGGAACCUGGUAUGGGAUGAGAACACGUCCGAUGGGAGAUACGUCCAAGAGAACUGCAAGCCCCUGCGGACAUACAUGCUGCAUGACUCGCUGGAGCACGUGCAGCUCUUCGACUUGAUGAGAAGGAUGCUUGAGUUCGACCCUUCCCAGAGGAUCACGUUUUCGGAAGCCCUCCUGCAUCCCUUCUUUGCGGGCCUCUCUGCAGAGGAGCGGAUGCUGUGCGGUCGCACCGCCAGCCGGAACCUGAGCAGAUGACAGCCGGGGAGGUGACAGGGGCUGGGUUGGUACAGACAAGCUCAGUCUCACCUCUGCAGCUCAGCUCCACCCCUCUCAGAGUUCAGAGGGGCACUGUGACACGAACCCUGGGCAGGGAAGGGGAAGAACAGCUCCGUUGGAAAGCACAGAUUCGUCUAUUUAUAUGUUGUAAAGUUAAAAUAAAGUGUUUCUUAUUGUUUCAUA